Messenger RNA from Talaromyces rugulosus, 4344 nucleotides. RefSeq lists its product as uncharacterized. The record is from RefSeq and is a predicted model, not a curated record. Bases 1 to 4344 code for a protein of 1447 amino acids. Gene Ontology annotation, cellular component: aminoacyl-tRNA synthetase multienzyme complex; cytosol. Gene Ontology annotation, molecular function: methionine-tRNA ligase activity; ATP binding. Lineage: Eukaryota; Fungi; Ascomycota; Eurotiomycetes; Eurotiales; Trichocomaceae. The transcript has 7 exons. Gene Ontology annotation, biological process: methionyl-tRNA aminoacylation.
AUGGCGAAACUUUUCGCCUCGUUGCUGGCUUUGGCCGCUGUCGUCGCUGCAGAACCCAUCGCCAUCGCUCGUCGCGAGCCAUCUACAACUCUCGAUGGCCUCAACGCUGCUGCUGCGAGUUCAUCCUGCACCCCUCUGACCACUAGCAACCCCACCCAAUGGUGGUACGCAAACAUCACCCACAACGGUGAAUCGUCUUAUCUGUCGUCCGACUUGAAGGAUGGAUACUCGGUUUUCCGCAACGUCGUGACUGACUUUGGCGCCGAUAACACCGGCGGCUCGGACGCCUCGGCGGCCAUCCAAAAGGCCAUUAAUGCUGGCUCUGGCGACACCGCAAGAGGAACGCAAGACACCUAUGGAACCACCAAGCAACCUGCUCUGGUCUAUCUCCCACCGGGCACAUACCUGAUGUCUGACAGCUUGCAGCUCUAUGUCGGCACUGUUCUUGUCGGUGAUGCUCUCAACCCGCCUACUCUCAAGGCUUCAGCCGACUUCCCCAACGACCACAUCAUCUAUGCAAAAGACCCGAACUUUGGUGGUACCAUCAACUUUUACAUCGGUAUCAAGAACUUGGUCAUCGAUUCGACAUCCGUCAACGCCAACACUUCUCUCACCCUUAUUGACUGGACAGUCAGCCAGGCCACCCAGCUCGCCAAUGUCGUCUUUAACAUGCCCGAUUACUCCACCGGCCACACCGGAAUCACCUCGCAGUAUGACUCCAACAGUAAUGUUAUCCUGAACGACUUGACUUUUAAUGGCGGUGCCUACGGUAUCAACAUGACCGGCCAGCAAUGGAUCUUCAAGAACAUCAAGACAAACGGUACUACCACCGGUUUGAAAGCCAGCGGAUUUAGUGUUGUCUGCUUGUCUUGCUCUUUCGCAAAUGCCGGAACUGGCAUUGACGCCAGCGUUGUCUCCGGCGUGUUGUCCGUGAUUGAUUCGACUGGUACUGGCGUCGGAAACCUAAUCAGCGGAACGAGCAGCAGCGGUGCUGGAAACUCCAUCGUCCUCGAGAAUGUUUCAAACAGCGGAACAACGGUCUCGAUCGAUGGAAAUGCUGUGGUUACCGAUGAUGUGACCGACACCUGGGUAUAUGGCUCUCUGUACACAAGCGGUAGCUCUGAUGGCGGACAUGUGGAUGGCCAGAAGGUGACCACCGCGCGCUCAUCCAGCCUUCUCAACAACAAGGAAUACUACACGACGACUUCGCCACCUGCUUUCCAGGAAUACUCCGUCGACCAAGUGCUUAACGUCAAGUCGGUCAGCGACCUACCUGUGAAAGGUGACGGUGUUACCGACGACUCGGAAAACAUCAACAAGAUUUUGGCGCAGAACGCCGGUUGCAAGGUGAUUUACUUCCCUGCCGGAACAUACAUUCUGAACAACACUGUGACCAUCCCCGCUGGUUCUCGUAUCUAUGGCGAUGCUUUCGCUACGUCCUUCUCUGCCCAAGGCGACAACUACUUCAACCCAUCCGCCCCAACAGCGAUGGUGAAGGUCGGAAAUGCAGGUGAUGUCGGAGUUGCCCAGAUCGUUGAUAUCAUGUUCACGGUUGCAGAUGUUCUGCAAGGUUGCAAAUUGCUUGAAGUAAAUAUUGCCGGCAACAGCCCUGGAGAUGUCGGCCUUUGGAAUUCACACUUCCGCAUUGGCGGUGGAGCAGGAAGUGCUGUCGAGACCAACUGCGGUGGCUCGCCUGACCAGUGCAAAGCCGCUUGGGGUUUGAUUCAUCUCACCAACACAUCCUCUGCCUACAUCGAGAACAUGUGGGGAUGGACUGCCGAUCAUGACUUGGACGGUGGCAACAAGCAGUUCAUCUCCACUGCUCGUGGUAUGCUCGUUGAAGCCACCAAAGGCACAUGGUUGGUUGGAACCGCCAUGGAGCACCACACUCUUUACCAAUACAACUACAACAAUGCCCAGAAUGUCUUUUCUGCGUUCCAGCAAAGUGAGACUCCCUACUGGCAAGGACCUGGCAACGAUGCCGCUCCUGUCCCAUGGGACGACUCUUUGAUUGCAUCCGAUCCUGACUUCAGCAACUGUGCUUCCGACGACAGUCUUUGCCGCAUGGCCUUCUUCGAGCACAUUUCCGGCUCAUCUGACCUUUUCCUGUACAACGGUAUGGUCUGGGCCUUUUUCAAUAACUACGACGGCUCCAGUGGCCCCUGCGACAGUGGCGAUUGCCAGCAGAACGCGGUCGGAAUCUCUAGCUCUUCAUCUCUGUACCUUUAUGGCCAACAGGUCAAGAGCGUCAGCAACAUCUUUUUAGAGGAUGGAAAUGCCGUUGCUACGUCGUCUUCUAACGGCGGUGGAUGGGGAGGAGUUGUUGCCGCCGAAUCCUCAACCAUGACAACAGACGGGCCUAUUCUGCCUGUUCCAGGCCAGCGUAAUGUUCUCAUUACCAGUGCUCUUCCCUACGUCAACAAUGUCCCUCAUCUGGGCAAUGUGAUUGGAAGUGUGCUCCCCGCAGACGUCUUUGCUCGCUACAACCGGGCCCGAGGGUUCCCCACGCUGUAUAUCUGCGGUUCGGAUGAGUAUGGCACUGCUACAGAGACAAAAGCCCUUGAGGAAGGGGUGACACCGGAGGAACUGUGUGCGAAAUACCACGCGAUUCACAAGAGCAUCUAUGAUUGGUUCAAAAUCGAAUUCGACAUCUUCGGCCGAACACCAACUGCACAACAGACGAAAAUCGUGCAGGAGAUCUUCCGCGGCCUUUGGGACAACGGAUAUAUUGAGGAGCGGGAAACCACCCAACCUUACUGCCCCGUUGAAGGGCACGCAUCCUUCCUUGCGGACCGAUUCGUGGAGGGAGAAUGCAGCAUCUGCGGUGAUCCAGGUGCCCGUGGAGACCAGUGUGACAAAUGUGGAAACCUGUUAGAUCCUCUGGAGCCGGAGGUCAAGACCGGUAACGACCAGGAGCAGGAUGUGGAGGCCAAGGCUACUGGCUGGUUGGUCAACCCGCGCUGCAAGCUUGAUGGCGCCACACCUGAGAAACGUACAACCAAGCAUCUUUAUUUGCGCCUGGAUGCCUUAAAGGACAAGAUUGUACCUUGGUUUGAAAAGGUUAGCAAGGAGAACGAAUGGAGUACCAAUACGACUUCGAUCGUGCAGUCAUGGAUUGACAAGGGCCUCAAACCCCGCGCUAUCACCCGUGAUAUCAAAUGGGGUGUCCCAAUCCCCACUGGAUUGAACGGGCUCGAUGAUGAGGCAUACAAGAACAAAGUGUUUUAUGUCUGGUUUGAUGCAUGCAUUGGCUACGUAUCAAUCACCGCCAACUAUACGGAUGGAACCAACCUGGAAAGUACUCAAUGGGAAAAAUGGUGGAGAAACCCCGAGGACGUGUCGCUUUACCAAUUCAUGGGCAAGGACAAUGUACCUUUCCACUCGAUCAUCUUCCCAGCCUCGCAGCUCGGCGAUGGGGGCCAUUGGACUAAAGUACACAGGAUUUCGGCCACUGAAUAUCUCAACUAUGAAGGUGGAAAGUUUAGUAAAUCCAAGGGCAUUGGUAUCUUUGGUAGCAGUGCCAAGGAAACAGGCAUUGAUGCCGAUAUCUGGCGCUUCUACCUUAUCUCAAGGAGACCUGAAACUAACGACACUGAAUUCAAAUGGGAUGACUUCGUCAAUAUCAACAACAACGAACUUCUCAAGAACUUGGGCAACCUAGUUGCACGCGUCAUCAAGUUCUGUCAUGCAAAGAUGGGAGCGGAGGUCCCGAAGUAUACCGAUGCCUCCUUUCUUGCCGACCAUGAGAAGCAGGUCAAUGAGCACUUGAAAUCAUACAUUACUUUUAUGGACGCCACCAAAAUGCGUCAAGCCAUUGUAGAGUUCAUGCAGAUCUCAUCUUUGGGCAACAAGUUGCUGCAAGACAACAAACUCGACAACCGGCUAUUCACCGAGGAGCCAGAUCGCUGUGCUGCCGUCAUUAGCACCGCUCUGAACCACAUUCAUCUCCUUGCUAGCAUCCUCGCACCAUUCAUGCCCAGCACCUCCGAGUCCAUCUUCAAACAACUCGGAGCCGAACCAAUAGCACGCAUACCCGAUACAUGGUCCACCGAUGCGCUUAAAUCAGGCCACAAGCUCGGCGAAUCCAAACUCCUAUUCUCCUUGAUCCCUGCCACCAAGAUCGAAGAAUGGCGUGAGGCCUUUGGCGGCGAAGAAGCCCGAAAACAGAAAGCCCUCGAGGCCGAAAAGGCCGCAGCUAAGAAAGCCGCCAAGGAGCGAGAGAAGGAGAAGAAGAGACUCAAGAAGGAGGCCGCAGCCAAGGUUGCCGCGGAGGCGGCCAAUGCGACGGCGAGUUCGCUUGAGACGAAAUUGACCAUAGAUGACGGCCAGAAGAGUCUCCCUUGA